Heterostelium album PN500 is the source of this 1461-nucleotide messenger RNA. RefSeq names its product cytochrome P450 (gene CYP516A1). The coding region runs from base 1 to 1461 and encodes 486 amino acids. The record is from RefSeq and is a predicted model, not a curated record. Gene Ontology annotation, molecular function: iron ion binding; heme binding; oxidoreductase activity, acting on paired donors, with incorporation or reduction of molecular oxygen. The transcript has 4 exons. Lineage: Eukaryota; Evosea; Eumycetozoa; Acytosteliales; Acytosteliaceae.
AUGAUAGUACCAAUAUUAUAUAAAAGAAGAUCAGAUAUGCCACCUGGACCUAUACCUUUACCCGUAGUUGGUAAUCUUUUUCAAGUUGGAACAAAACCACAUAUUUCUCUAUUGAAUUUAAGUCAUAUAUACGGAGGUGCAAUGACACUAUUCCUUGGAAAAGUACAAAGUGUAGUAAUUACGGAUCCAGAAUAUAUUAAAGAAGUAUUUGUAAAUCAAUCCGAUUACACUACUGAUAGAUUCUUGAGCAAUACAACUCAAAUUAUUGGAAAUAAUAUUGACUUAUUAUUUUCAAAUGGAGAUUAUUGGAAGAGAUUAAGAUUUAUAUUAGCAAGCUGUUUCAUUAAAAUGAAAUCUCACCUUUCAAUUAUAGAAAAAAUUCAAACAGAAACCUUUAGAUUGACAGAUGCAUUCCAACCAUUUGUAGAAACAGGUGAACCGGUAUCACCUAGAAAGUUUUUUAAAAUUUUCACUUUAAAUAUUAUUAUGAAACUAUUGUUUGAUGAAAUCGUUGGAUACAAUGAGAAAGAGGAGAACGAUGUAAUUGAGGCAGUCACUUGGGUCGAACAUGAAUUGGCUGUUGGAAAUAUUCCAGAUUUGUUGCCGUUCCUCUCGGUAUUUUUCAAUUCGUCACGUGAAAAGUUGAAGAAAUCGCUGGAAAAAGUAUGGGUCUACAGUAAAGCUGCGAUCACUAGACAUCGUCAAGCACUCGCAAAGAAUCCUAAUCGUUGUGAUGAUCUAAUGGAUAUGAUAUUGAUUGAGAUUGCAAAGAGUGAAGACCCAGACUUCUUUACGGAUGAGGGUAUCUCACGUAUCUCCACUGACCUCUUACUCUCGGGAACAGAGACAUCGUCGUCCACUCUCGAAUGGCUGUUCCUUUUCCUAAUGAACUAUCCACACUAUAUGCUAAAGAUCAAGGAAGAACUAUCAAAGGUUUGUGCGCCAUCCGAGAGAAUUAAAUUGACACACAGACAAUCGACUCCAUUCCUGGUGGCUUGCAUCAAAGAAGUACUGAGAAUUCGUCCGGUUGGUGCGUUGUCACUGCCAAGAUAUGCUAGCCGUGACUUGACUGUCGGUCCUUACACAAUUCCCAAGGGAACACAACUGCUUAUGAAUGUCUACGGAUUGGCGAUGAGCCCAAAGUUCUGGGAGGAUCCAGAGGAGUUCCGCCCUGAGCGUUGGAUGAACGAGAAUAAUGUAAGCACCGGUAACGACUACAAGAACCUGGCAUUCGGUAUUGGAUCACGUUCUUGCAUUGGCUCCAACUUGGCCAAAGAUGAAAUGUACUUGGCCGCUGCCAAUUUGUUGCACCAAUACAAUUUCAAACCGGCCAACGUCGAUCCAAAAACAGACAGACUUCCAGAGGAUGGUCAUUUCGGUAUAGCUCUCAGUUGUACAGAAUACAAAUUCUAUGUCUCAAACGCCGACUCUCCAAAUUCAACAAUUACACAACAUGCAUAA